AACUGUGUGCUACUUAUGUAUUAAAUUGAUUUUUCAAGCACGAUAUCGAGAUAGACAGCCCGACGGGGUCCUGUGACUCAGGGAAGAGCUACGCAGGCAGACGGUGUCCAUGUCUGAGUUGGAAUGGCUGGACUGACCUGACACUUCAAAGAGGAAAUCCCAUAUCCCUGUUUCCUGCGCCUGCAGUGAUCUGUGAACGUCAAGCCUUUUAUUUUUUUGUGGAUUGCUUUUUGCAUCAGUAUUAAAAAAAACAGCCAUGUACUGCCUUCAGUGGCUGCUGCCAGUCCUCCUGAUACCCAAGCCCCUGAACCCGGCCUUGUGGUUUAACCACUCCAUGUUCAUGGGGUUCUACCUGCUCAGCUUCCUUCUGGAGAGGAAGCCCUGUACCAUUUGUGCCUUGGUGUUUCUGGCAGCCUUGUUCCUCAUCUGUUACAGCUGCUGGGGGAACUGCUUUCUUUAUCACUGCAGCGAUUCUCCUCUCCCAGACUCCGCGCACGAUCCCAGCAUUGUGGGCACCUAGACCAGCUUCAUCCAGGGCACUGCAGUACCAGCUCCUCUCUUAACUUAUUUCUACAUCGAAAACAAAAAAAGGACAAUCUGAGAUUGCGAGGCUGUGCAGUGAUUCUAUCGGCCCCUCCAUGAGCUGCCACGAUGCUGAGGAUGCCUUGCUGGCUGAAGAAGGCUGAACAUUGUCUUCCUCUCUGUUUGAGAGGGGUGGAGAUGCUAGGAUCUGUGGAUUUGUAAUUGCAUGGGUUCUUUAUUGCUUUCUUGUGUUUGAUAUCUUUUUUUGUUUGCUUUGAUGUAAUAAGAUAAUGAUAGGCGUCUGGUUAUUGAAUAUUUGGUUCUAGUUUUAAAAAAUCAAUCUUACAUUUCCAGAUCAUGCUAGAAUGAAUUUCACCCCCUUAAAGGGUGCAGAAGAAUUGGUUUUCUUCACUGAUCUUACUUGAAGUAUUUUAUCAAUCAGCAUUUAUCAAAAAUUACCUUCCAGCAAAUUCCUGGCAGAUCCUUUUCUUUUUGUUCUACAGAGGCAAUGAUCUCACAUAACCCUUAACACAAUUUUCAUUAAAGUAUUUCAGUUCCUGCUUGGGGUGCACUAAAGAUGAAAGGAAAGGGGUACACCCUCUUUGAAUUGGAACUUCAGUAACAACAUAAAGGGGUACUGCGACUAGAAGAAGGGUUCUGCAAACAGGGAUCUGCUGAAUUUGGCUUCUGUAAGAGUCUUUAACCCACAACGCUGUGGUGAUACGGUAUUCUGAUAGUUUUCUUCAUAAGCAUGACAGCUGAAAUAUUAGUGGCAGUCACUGCUUGUCUCAUCAGAAAGUAUGGUGGUGGAAACAUCAGUGAAGAUAAAGAAAUGGGCUCCUCCGUGCAUUCCACUGCAGAGACGUAUUCCGCCAGGGCCGUUGUUUAUCUGAAUUUACUUUUCUGUGAAGAUCAAAAAGGAAAGAAGGUCUUGGUUGGAACAGCGCUUUACAAGGCAGUGGAAUGGAAGAGCCAAGGUUGCCUUUCACUGUACUGGUGAAACUCCAAAUGAGCAAGUUUGAAAAAGUGCAUUCAAUCACUCUGCACAAGAGGUAGAGAGAUGGGGAGAGGGAGAGGGCCGAGGGACAGCUGUCACAAAUUUGGUAUUGACUGACCCAUUUCGGUGAAAAGGUGAACGUGUUCAUUUUUGAAGAUUAUGUUUGUGAAAAAAAGAACCGAAAGUCUAAAAUAGUUUGUGUCUGUGUUUCUUUUAUGAUGUUCAUUGGUGUUGGUGGUGUGAAAUGGUAAAUUAUAUAUUUUUGUAAUUCAUUAAUAAAAUAUAAAUCUUCAGCUGAAUUAUCAAAGAUGUUAGAGGAGAGUGCAUACAAAUAAGAGGAAGUUGAGUUUGAUUCCUGCAGUCCCACUGACUACCUCCACGCUGUCAGUGCAUCAGAGAAUAUGUUAUAUUUAACACUGAGGCGCACGCUGGUAUUUGUUUCAUGCAGCAGAGCCCCUGUUUAGGGGAUUUGAAAUGAGGUCAUUGCCAAGCCCCCGGGGGCAGUCGAAUAUCUGCAGAAAGGUCCCUCUGUAAUGUGAAUGUCUGGGGCAAUCACAUUUUUUUUCAUAGACUUUGCUGAUUGAAUGCAAAAGGUACUUUCUAAUAUAAAUUGUGUACAAGCUUUGCAGUGAUUUUCAAAAAGGCACCGCAGUGACGCCGGCUUUGAACUCGUCUAUUCCACUGGAGUCUCUUGGUUGUUAAAAUGUAAACAGAGGUUUUGGUGUCCUGUUGCAUUUUAUUGAUCAAUUGCAGCCGUAAAGGUCGAGGCAUCCUAAUACUGCGUGUGCAGAGGUGAUUGAUGAAGAGAACAUGCUGAAGCUUACAGUAAUAACAGAAAGUUCAUUUUGCAUUUAGACAGUGAUAGUCACCCUUCCUGCAUUCGUAAUUUAACUUUGUGAACUAUCUGUGAAGCUGAAAGGCUGCUCUGCCCCUUUUAUGAGACACUCACUAUAGUUAUUGUGUCUGUUGUUACAAAUCACCUUUCUGAUGCGUUCCUGGGUUGGAUUGAAGUUGCUGUGUGGAAGUCAGGCUAGUGUGAGUUCAACAGCACUGUAAUGCUUACCUGACCCUGGCAAAGGCCUCGGCUCACUUCAGCUCAGAAAAGACAAACGAUAUUGUGGGGAUACUAAAGUAAGAAGAGUUUAGUCUAAAAAACAAAACCUGGAUUUUCUUUCCAGUUGCAGUAGUGAUCCCAACCGCGUGGUCAGAGGUGCCCUCUGCCCUCCCCCCUCCCCCCUCCCCCCUCCCCACUCCCCCCCCCCCUCCCCACUCCCCCCUCCCCACUCCCCUCUCCUCCACAGGCACAGCAUUUCCAUCACGCUGCAUCACCUGCACUGGGCUGUGUAUAAUGUGAACACAAUAAAUACUGCAGCUUUAUGACAUUUGUGAAAGUGUAGAACCAGAUUUCCGUCAGUCUGGUUAAUAAGUAGACUGUAGUUGAGGUGUUGAUUUUAUGAUUCGCGGUUGUUCGUAAGGUUGUAAAGGCUGUUGUUUUUUUCUGUUUCUGUAUCCAUUGAUAAGUAUCUCAUGUUCACACUUCCAUCUGCGUCAUGUACUAGCCUGUUGCAUGUUACAGUCUAGAGCACCAAAAUGUAAAAAAAAAAAAAAAAAAAAAACAA
Molecule: messenger RNA, 3138 nt
Organism: Acipenser ruthenus (sterlet)
Lineage: Eukaryota; Metazoa; Chordata; Actinopteri; Acipenseriformes; Acipenseridae
Product: bladder cancer-associated protein
Exons: 2
Coding region: 257-520 (87 amino acids)
Source: RefSeq, a predicted model, not a curated record